Molecule: messenger RNA, 1563 nt
Organism: Letharia columbiana
Lineage: Eukaryota; Fungi; Ascomycota; Lecanoromycetes; Lecanorales; Parmeliaceae
Exons: 2
Coding region: 1-1563 (520 amino acids)
Biological process (GO): transmembrane transport
Cellular component (GO): plasma membrane; fungal-type vacuole membrane
Molecular function (GO): transmembrane transporter activity
Source: RefSeq, a predicted model, not a curated record
AUGGCUUCACACGAAUUUGCAGACGAGAAAGGCGGAAAAACGACUGUUAUUUCCUCCACCCCCUCCGACUUUGUUCCCUCGGAAACCGAAAGUGCAGAAUUCGACACCGCCCCUCCUCCACCUCCCAGCGGUAUCCUCGCUCGACUGCGCCAUUAUGAAGCCCUCUUAGACGAUAAGCUUGGUGUAGAAAAAAAUGGCCCCGCGAGAAUACUGCCAGAGGAACGCAACCCUCCCCAUCAGGCUAUUAUGGCGCUGAUGUGGGCGAGUGGGACGAUGAAUUUGAGCUGCUUUGCUACAGGGUUCUUGGGGUGGGAGUUUGGGCUGGACUUGAAACAGAGCAUCUUGACAGUGAUAUUUGGGACGUUGCUUGGUAGCAUGGUUACGGGUUGGUGCGCAACACUCGGUCCCGGGACUGGUCUCCGUCAAGUUGCCAUCGCACGCUACAGCUUCGGCUGGUGGCCUUCCAAGAUCAUCGCUGCUCUUAAUGUCGUCGAGCAGUUGGGAUGGUCCUCUGUUGGCAGCAUCACUGGGGGUCUCGCUCUCUCCGCCGUCUCCGAUGGUAGGGUCUCACUCGUCCUGGGCGUCAUAAUCGUUGCAAUCCUUGGUCUGAUCUUCAGCUUCAUCGGACUUCGAGCCGUCCUUUGGUAUGAGUCAUGGGCAUGGGCGAUCUUCUUCGUCAUUUUCAUGAUCAUGUACGGCGAAGCCGCCAGUUUCGCAGACGUCAAAACGCCUUCGGCCCUAGAAGGACAAACGCUCUCAGGUACGGUGAUGACUCUACUUGCUAUCGUCUAUGGCUCGAGCUCCUCAUGGUCUUCGAUUGUGUCGGACUAUUAUGUGCAUUACCCUGUCAACACAUCCAAGACGAAGGUCUUCCUCCUCACGAGCAUGGGCAUUACCAUUCCUACCUGUAUCGGUAUGGUCAUGGGCUGCUGUGUUGGGUCUACAAUGGGAGUAAAUACCGAGUGGACGAAUGCAUACGACGAUGGACUCGGAUACUUGAUUCAGACGAUCCUGUUUCCCAGGGGCUUCGCCAAGUUCUUGCUUGUGGUGCUGGUCCUUUCUGGUAUUGGCAUCAACUGCAUAGCCAUCUACUCCGCUGCUUUGUCUAUCCAGCUCUUUGCAAGACCGCUGCAGGUAGUCCCACGCGCUUUCUGGACUCUCAUAAUCUUCGUUGGCAUUCUGCUCCUCGGAGUCGCUGGCCGCAAUCACCUCCUCGCUGUUCUUCAAAACUUCCUGUCACUUCUGGGUUACUGGAAUACAGCAUUCUUCGUCAUACUUUUCACCGAGCACUACAUUUUCCGCAAGGGCAGUCUUGAGAAUUAUAAUCUCGAGGUCUGGAACACGGAGUCGAAGAUGCCGAUCGGAAUUGCAGGCUUGAUUGCCUUCUUGUUAGGCAUCGUUGGAUGCAUUCUGGGCAUGGUGCAGACCUGGUACAUUGGUGUAAUCGCUGCCAUGAUUGGAGAGACUGGCGGAGAUAUUGGGAAUCAGUUGGCUUUUGCGUUUACGCUUAUCUCUUAUUUGCCGUUGCGAUACUGGGAAAGGGGUCGAUUCCCUGGGCGGUAG